Molecule: messenger RNA, 5362 nt
Organism: Schistosoma curassoni
Lineage: Eukaryota; Metazoa; Platyhelminthes; Trematoda; Strigeidida; Schistosomatidae
Source: the annotation of a GenBank genome assembly
GAUCACAUCAUUGUUGAAGUAAAAUAAAAAUUUAAUAAAAAAAAAACGAAACAAAAUAGUUUUCAUUAAAAGUUGGUUAUCAAUUUUUUUUUUCACUAUUAAAUUCUUCCAUAUCCAUUGAAUAAUGAAUUUUAAUUACAUAGAAUAUCUUAUCUAAUAUGAUUUGUAUAGUUUGAAUUGUAUUGUAAUAUACGUUAUGUUAAAUAUUUGGUUCUUUGAAUGGAAUUGGUAUAUAUAAUUCAUCAACAAUUACAAUUUAUAUUAAUUAUAUGUUGUAUAACAUUGAAUGAUACACGGAUUAUACGAUUUCAUAUUCAUGAAGAAUUAAAAAUUAAUACCUUUAUUGGAAAUUUAUUAAAUCAUGUAAAUGGUAGUUUAAAUAAUUUACGUUUUGUUAAACUAUCUAAUCAUGAUGAUUCUUCAAAAUUAUUUCAUGUUGAUGAAUAUACUGGUGAUAUAAGUAAUCUAUAUAGAUUAGAUAGAGAAAAAUUAUGUUUUAUAAAUAAUCAAUUAAAUAAAGAACAAAAAUUCUAUGAACAAUCAAUGAAACAAUCAAUAAUCAAUUAUCCGAUAUUAACUAAAUGUGAAUUAUAUUUUAGUGUGAAUUGUUUAAAUACAACACCAUUAUUAAAUAUAUCAAAUCAUAUAAAAUAUAAACCGCCUGUUAGUAAUAAAUUAAUAACUAUCUUUGAUGUUAUUAUUGAAUUGAAAGAUAUUAAUGAUAAUGGUUGUCAAUUUAUUCCAUCCAAUCAACAAAUGAUUAAAAUUCGUGAAGAUUCAUUAAUUAAUGAUACACGUUUUACAUUGAAUAUACCAUAUGAUCCAGAUGAUAUGAUCAAUGGGAAUUCUGUGAAACCAGAUCGUAUUUGGAUCAAGAAUGAUUCGAAUAUAAUAAAUAAUAAUCAAAAUAUAUUAAAUUACUUUAAAUUACAUAGUCUUUCAUUAUCGAACAAUGUUACAAUAUCUAAUAUAUAUUUAGAAUUAGAAUUAAUUCAAAAGUUAGAUUAUGAAAAACAACAAAGUUAUUCCUUUCAAAUUGUAGCCGAUGAUGGCCACUUAUCAGGUGAUCAUCAAUGUUAUCUGAAUGUAACCAUACUUGUAGAAGAUUGUAAUGAUCAUAUGCCAAUAUUUGAACAAUCUAUGUAUAUUGUAAAUGUAAGUGAAGAUACACCAAUAGAUCAAAUAAUUUUAAAAUUGAAAGCCAUUGAUGAGGAUGAACAUGAAAAUGGCAGGAUUAUUUAUAGUUUCAGUUCAUACACAGAUGAUAUGGAUGAGGAGAAAUUUUUCUAUAUUGAUUCGGAUACCGGUGAAAUUAGAUUACGUAAUCGUCUAGAUUAUCGACAAAAACCGCAACAUGUUUUAAAAGUAUUUGCCAAAAAUCCUGAUAAUACUACAUUAGGACAUUUAAAAUCUCAGAUAAUUUCAGAAUUAUCGGUAACACAGAUUAUUGUAAAUGCAAUAGAUGUAAAUGAUCAUUUUCCUCGUGUUCGAGUCCUAUCUCCUACUGGCUCAAAAGAUUUGGAAAUAAUCGAAGAAUCACCACCUGGGCAAGAUAUAGGAAUUGUGGAAGUUUCAGAUGGAGAUACAGGAACUAAUGCUUUUGUUAACUGUAAAAUAAUUAAUCAAACUAUGUCAGGUGUGCUACGUCUAAUUCCUAUCAACACUGAAGGUGUUCACCUAGGUUUGACAAGCUCCAAUCAUAAAUAUAAAAUAACAAUGGAAAAGCGAAUAGACAGAGAAGAAAAUGAUGUCAUAGAGUUUACUAUUUUAUGUCAUGAUGGUGGAAUUCCUUCGCUAACAACCACCCUUACACAACGUAUAAAAAUUAUUGAUAUCAAUGAUCAUGAUCCAAUUUGUGAACAGAAUGUUUACAAUGUUGAAAUUAUUGAAGAUUCCGAUCCAGAUAGAAGUAAAUCAAACUUUGAAAUUAUAACUAUUCAUGCCACUGAUAAAGAUGAAGGUCAAAAUGCUAAAUUACGUUUUAGUCUUGACCAUGAAACUCCAACUUUUCUUUUAAAUAUUAUCACAAUUGAUUCAAAUUCAGGUACUGUAAGUACUUUAGGAAAUUUAGAUCGUGAAAAAUUAAAUGAAUUCACCGUAACUAUUAUCUGUUCCGAUUAUGGUGAACCAAUUAGAACUAUUAAGAUUUUAAUUCAUGUAAAAGUUUUAGAUUAUAAUGAUAAUUCACCUGUUUAUUCUCAACCUUAUUUACAAUUUAAUAUUAAAGAAAAUAAUGCAAUUGGACAAUUAAUUGGUACAUUUUAUGUUACAGAUAAAGAUUUAGGUAAAAAUGCUGAAUUAGAUAUUUAUAUUGAAGAGAAUAUUGAACGACCUAAUAUGUAUUUAACAUCUCUAAGUAAUAAUUUGAAUAUACUUAAUGAUAUUGAACAGUUAAGAUUUAAUUCAAGAGGUCUUUUACUUUCAUCUGGUCUACGACAAAGGAAAUACAUUGAAUCCAUAUCAAAAUUUAGAUUGAAUUCAUAUCUAUUACAUAGAAAUUAUUAUAAUGCCUUGACAACAAAUGAAACAUCAUAUGAAGUUAAAUUAUAUAUAGAAUCUGUAAUAGAUCGUGAAAAUCUUAUUACAAAAAGUACUAAUUAUAUAUCUAAAGCUUUAUCCACUUAUGAAACAUUUGAAUAUGUCAAUCAUAAUUAUGAAAGAUUAUCACAAUUAACUAAUAAAACAAAUUAUUCUAUGUUAACACCAAUGAUUAUAUUGAUUGUACAUGCACAAGAUAAAGGGAUACCGAAAUUAUCUGAAACUAUUCAAAUACGUAUACAAAUCUUAGAUCAAAAUGAUAAUUCACCACGUUUUAUUUUUCCAAAUUCAACAAAUUUAAAUAGAACUAAAAUUUUUUUAUCUUAUAAAGAACCAAAAGGAUAUGCAUUUACACAAAUACAAGCUGUCGAUGAUGAUGCUGGUGAAAAUGGUACAGUCAUAUAUUUUAUACAUUCUGGUAACGAUGACAAUUAUUUUAUAUUAGAUCAAAAUACUGGAACACUUAGUAUCAAUAAAAAAAUUCCAUAUACUGCAAUCGGUGAACAUAUUCUAAAGAUAGAAGCAAGAGAUUGUGGACAACCAUAUCAUUUUACUAUAACGGAUUUCAUUAUAGAAAUUGAUGAUUCCACUUCAAAAGCCUAUUUAUCUAUGAAUUAUUAUCAUUUAAAUAAUGCUGAUGAAUUUAGUAGUUAUGGAUCAAGUGGAUAUAAAUUAAAUUUUUAUAUUGUUAUAGCAAUUAUUACAUCCGCUUGUAUUAUAUCAACUAUUCUGAUAUGUUCAGUAUUUAUUAUUCUACGUCGUUCUAAAAGGAAUAAUGUAUCACAUGAUAGAAGUAAUAAAAUAGACAAUAAUACAAGUAAUCAUUGUACAACAAAUAUAACAUAUUCACCUUCAAACUGGUCAAAAAUAGAUCAAUCACAGAAUUAUGAUUUUUCUAGACCUUCUAAUAGUUAUCGAGUAAUUCAUUCAAUACCUGACUGCUUAUCACAAUUUCCUAAUAUUGAGGGUCAAACAAGUUUGGAAUUAACAAAUUAUCCAAAUGGUAAACUAUUAUCAUCUCCUUAUCAAGAUUCAAUGUUUAAUAAAUGUUCCAAUAGGAAUAUAUCAACAGAAUACUGGGAUUACAAUAAUGAUAAUAAUAAUAAUAAUCACAUGGAUAUAAAUACAAAUAAUAUGAACAGACAUAAUGAUCUAAUGGAUAAUCAAAAGAUUGAAAUAUAUAUCCCUUCAUGUCAAUACAUGAAAAUGAUGGAUUUAACAGAUGAGACCGAUUUAAAAUAUUCAUAUGAUACACAUUUAAACUAUUUUGAUGAAACAUAACAAAAAUUUAGUUUGAAAGCUUAUCAGAAUGAUGGAAUUAUUCAAUAAUUAACUAUGAUAUAAUCAUUCAUGAAAUCAUGAUUAUCUAUACAAUAAACGAUGUACGUUUAAUUUCUAAUUAUUCUCAUUAUUAGUCAUAUGCAGUAAUCCAUCCAAGAACGUUUGCUACCAGGAAAUCUAAUUACCAUAAAAUAUCAAUUUUGCUUUGCUUCAAAAAUAAAAUAUAGGUAAAAGUGUAUUACAUAGACUAUUUGGAAAAUUAUAUCAGAAAUAAUCUAGGAAUAUUCAUGUCUCUUACUAUCCAAUGAAUAAAACGAUUGUCCAAAUCAGAAUUCUUUCAUUUCAGAAGUGAUGAGAAACAACUGAAUAUGAUGGUUUUGGGUGAUAUAUUCAAUAUUUUAAUGUUUAUCAUAUUGCUUUGUUCAUGAUGUUCAGGAUAAAAUAUGCAUCUAUUAAAAAGAAUACUAGUUUACUCUUGCAUUCUUUGUAUGGUCAUAAGUGCCUCGAUAGUCAACUUCUUAUAUUUUUUUUAUAUUGUUCAGGGACAUAACAGAAUGUCAACUAAAGAAUAAAAUAAUGUCAUCAUAUGAAAAAGAACAUAGUGGUGAAAAUAUCUGUUUAAUCAAGUAUUUCUAUGACAUAAGAUCACUUUGUAGUAAAUUGGCGUCGUUACAAACUAGAUGAACGUUUAUUUUCCACAAAUGAUAAUAUAACUAUUCCACACAAAAUUUUGUUUCCAGUGAAAUAACUCCCAGAUUUAACAUACUUAACAUAUAAUUUCCAGAGCGAUUUCUAUGUAUUAACUAACAACAGAUUCACUUACUUUUACAUCUAUGAUUUCCGAUGAAAACAAAGGUAAACAAACAAACUGAAAGGAACACUAUAUUCAUUGACUUAAUAUUGAAGUACAGCACAUGAUAUGAAUGCCCAACCAACUUGACUCGUUGUGUUAUACUAGGAUAUAUCCAAGCAAGAAUUUGAUUCUAUGAUUAACCAUGUGUACUGACCAAUUCGUUACUAUGUAUGGACCAGGCAAUAUUACAAAACUGACUUCCAGUAUCCACGCUACGUAAAGCCUGACCAGUUAAUCUAUUCCAAAAUCGAAUACAACGAUCAACUGUACCACCUUCACUUGCGAGUAAUCCAUGUUGUUUCAUAGAAUAUUGAAAGAUUAAUCAAGAGUAAAAGUUUGUUUAUGAUUGAAAAGAUUAUUCAAUUGUUUCUAUGCUUAUUUCAAUGAUUACAAUCUCUAUGAAUGCUAUUUGAAAUAAAUAUUUCAAUUAAAUUUCAGGUCUCAUUUGGAUAUGUAUAUUCUACAAAAUAUGAUGAAAUGAACUAUACAUAUUAAAAUAACAUUACUUAACAUACCAGAAGAAGAAUAUGAAUUGGCAAGUAUUUUGUUUGCUUAUCUAUUCAUGUAAUACUUUCGUAAUUCUAGACAAUCUUACUUAAACCUCAUGCUAACAGAUAUACAUAUAUAUUUUCUCAAAAGAUAACAAUCUCAGUAUACUAUUUAUAUGUAAAGCCAUUAUAAAAUUUCCCA